CGGAAAUAUUGAUCUCCAUGGCACUUGGGAUUCCAGACUGUGUUAUGUGUUAUUUCUCCAAGUGUGUACUCAAGGCUAUCUCGGUGCACUUGGUAAGAUUCUAUAUCAGGAAGUAAACAUUAAAGACAACGCGAAAGUGUCAAUUUGAAACAAACUGUAAAUAAAUUUCUAUUUUGAUGACAUGAACUAUAGAUAUCAUUGUGUAAGGGCGGUGUAUUUAAGGUCGAAGUUUUUUACUAUUUAACGUACUUGUAUAAAACACAAUCGUGAAUUGAAAAUACAUUUGGAAUAUAAAGUCGGUACAGAGAGAGUUGAAACCACUCCAAGAUGCCGAAACCUGCCAUAUACACCUCUACUCUAGAGGGAUCUCUGGAAAAGCUUCCGGUCAAGAUGUCUGGCUGCAAGUACUUCCUCCAUGUUCUCCUCUUCCUCUUCCUAUUGGGUAACGACGCCGCCGACUUCGUCAGCGAUUGGCUCUUCUUCGUCGACGUGAAAAUCGCCGGGAAAGGCCUGGUGUACGGGGAGCCAGACCAGGCGGCCGUGUGGGCUAUGCUUGCCUUCUCCAUCAUCGGGACCUUCACCUUCUUCUUCGAGAUCGUCAACCUGUGGUGGGAAUCAUUCAGGCGUAACCCGUGGAUCGAUUCAGAUGUGCUAUCAGCUGUGGUGAUCUGGAUUGAAGACAUCCCUCAGAUCGGGAUUAGUUUAUACCUGGCUACAUGCCGAGAAGAUCCGAUCAGUGUUUUCCAGCUGACGAAAGCGGCUGUCGUUCUCAUCAGCAUUUUCAUCCGCAUCGUCGUCAGCUUGGUCAAGUACUGCAACCGGGACGCCAUCCGGUCACAUCAUCACGUCAAGCAUAAAGUCGUCAUCAUGUUCGGAGUUAUCCUUGAAGCCUGCUGUGCCGUUGCCAUUUUCUUCCUCACGCAAACCGAACGCGGUAGCGAGGGUAACGUCGCUUUCCGUGUUCCGACGACAGUGCUAGAAGAUCGCUACAACGACAACCGCUACUUCUCUAACGUCAGCGUUUUUAUAACUCACCCUACGUACUUUAACCUCGGCGAUCCUGAUACAACUGAUCAUGUAUUCAAUUUCAUAAGACUCGCGUCUAUAUACAAAAUUCGAUCAAGUUACCGAAGCGAAUUUUCGUGUAGUAUUCAAUACGAAAAAUCACCUACUGAAGUUAAAAUGGCGUUGUGGGAAAAACACGCAUCGGAAACAAACCCAACCGGAAGUUGGUCUUUAGUAGAGUGUUACACGAUAAAUCAAAACGGCGCCGCUACUGAACUUGUUAAUACUACCUGUGUUAACGCUUUCACCUCAAACUCCGUUGAACUUUUCAUCAAAUUUAAAUUCUACCAACCGACUGAUUUGUUCCGGAAGCAGGUUUUUGGUGACAUCCUCUUCAACAUGAAAACAAAAAACAACGGUUGUACCGCCAUCGACAGCUACAGCACGGAGCUGUCCAACAGCGGCAAAGACGGCUUCCUCAUGCAUUACUUCCGCACCAACAGCACGCUACAGCCGGUGGACAGCAAGUUCUUACAGCACGACAGCGGUACGACAGCCAGGUUGUUCCGGAACGACGGGCUGGAUUUGACAGACGUCAGGCAGGUGUGGAAGACCGGCUGGAACCAGUGCGAGUCCACGGGUCACAUGGGUCCGACCCUGGACGCCAGCGUGGGGGUGGAGUGCCAGCGAUAGCCUUGACCUUGAGGGAUGUUCUGGACAUCGCGUCGUGCUGGACUCGCUGAUGCCUCAACCCUUGCAGGUCUACCUGAAGCUUAUCUUGGGGGAUGUUGUCUAGGCGGCAACAGACCUCAUGGUUAGGGCUAGGGGGGUCUUAUAUAUCUGACGUCACGCAUUUUUAGU
This is a messenger RNA of Physella acuta, 1866 nucleotides long. RefSeq lists its product as uncharacterized. The record is from RefSeq and is a predicted model, not a curated record. NCBI's taxonomy places the organism in Eukaryota, Metazoa, Mollusca, Gastropoda, Physidae.